AUGGGGGACCACACCACACUCUUCACCUUCAGGAUUGACGUCCCCUCUGGUACCCGGUCAGUUGAGCUGCUGGGGUCAUGGGACAACUUCACCCAUUCCUACCGCAUGGAGCGGGACCAGAGGAAGAGCUCUCGCCAAUGGUGUGGUAUCUUCACCUUCAAGGACAUCAUUUGCGAUGGCGAGCCGCAAGGUCGCCCUGAAAAGAGGGAAGGCGGUUUGAAAAUGGGCGGCACCUAUUGGUACUACUAUAUGCUGGACGGCGUCUACGAAUACCACGAUGAAUCCAAGCCCUUCACCACAACCUGCCCUCUGCUGCUGGGCGAAUGUGUCAACAUUCUCGAAGUGCCGUACGAAGAGAGAUCAGAUGACUUCGAUCCAGACUUUCCGCCCGCACCCGUUCUGACCCCAGCAUUCACCAUGGACCCCAAUGCCCGUUUCAGCACCCCACGCCCCAAUAAGUUCGAAGCUCUUUCCAGAAAACCAUCUGUGCCUCCACCAUCGCCAUUCUUUCCCUCUCCCGUCACUCCCUCCUGCGAAGAUUCUUGUCGAUCCUCCCUUGCCCCUACUUCCGACCAGAGCUGUCGUAGCUUCACCUCCGCCGGUGCCGUCUCUCACCGAACCAGCUAUAGUCGCCAUGGCCACUUUGAUCUGUCUUCUAGCUCUCAUGGUUAUGUCCGGCCAAAGACUGCAGGUGGCGCGACCACUGCCCAGCAAGCACGCCACCUCAAUCUUCGUAGUAACAGGCCAGCAUCCGUUGGGCGAUCUGACCCGGCGACUUCGCAAGAUAGGAAACCUGGAUUUUGGCGCAAUGAUUCCGGUAUCGCGGGACAUGGUCUGAGCGGAGGCAGGGACAACAGUGGGUCAAAAAGCGACGUGGCGGCGAAAGUGGGACUUGCAGAACAGCAAAGUGGACAACAACCUGAGCGGAGACACACGGGGGCCCCAGCAGUCGACUUCGAAGAGGACGUGCUAUCAGACUCCGGUGCUACAUUGGCGUGCUGGCAGCACAGGGAAUGUCUUAUCCGGAAGCGGAAUGGCCUCGCCGAGACUGGAGCGCAGGAAAGACUCAUACAGGAGGCAUACCAGGCUGUGGAUACUUGGAUCGAGCACACGACGAUCGCAUUGCUGGGUGGAGAAUUCCCCUGGGAUAUCAAGGACAUUUCUACGCCGGAGAUAAGCCCAACGAGGUCCGAGUUUACCGACAUCCUGGACAGCAGCAUGAUGCUUGAAAGAGGAGGCUAUUGGUCAUCGUAUGAGGAUGAGCUUCGUUCUAGCGAUGAUUCUUCUAGCUUUAGCAAGGUCGGCAGGCUGCCCUGUGUUGAAGAAGAAGCAGUUGAAGAAGCAUCAACCCUCGAAUUCGAUGAACCUCUCCAUCGAUGUUUUUCCGAAACGGAGAGAUACAUUGAGGAUUUCGAGCUACCUCCGGUGCUUACUCUCGAUUCAGGGAUUGAGGACAUCGCCCAGACACUAGCCACACCGGGACAAGCGCAAGAGGAGGACUGUGGAGUACUGACAGUGGAGCCCCAGGGCAGCUUCCUGAACAUGGACCGCUUCACAGAUAGCUUUAAGCUUCCUCCGCUCAACACUCAAAUCAGUGUGAGUGGCAGCUCAUUGCUUGACGAUGUUUCGCAGUCGGCUGUUACCAGCACUACGGUUGACCUUCCGCAAUUGGAAGACUCGGCUAUGCACUCGCCUACGUGCAGCAGCCCCUGCACCGCCUCAUCGGCGCGGGCUGAAUCUUUCCAAUUUUGGGCCGACCAGGACGGAGAGGAGGAUGAGGUGGAGGAGUCGUAUCUCGACUAUUCAUCAUCAGCAACAAGCCCUGGAUUGCUGCCUACUAUCUCUCACACUCGGACGAAUUCGUGGUUCAGCAACAGCGGAUUCCAGGGCUAUAGCCUACCCGAGGACGAGUACUCGUCGCAGGCAACUCUGACUAAAAUCUCAACGCAGGCCACGAUGGUCAUGUCCGAACCGCCGCCGCUUUCGGUAAGACGGCACAGCACCUUGCGCGUGAACUCGGAGCUCGAGAGCAUGGACGAGCUUUUAAACGACUUCAGCUACCUCGGCGAGGCAGUCAUCGGAUGA
Molecule: messenger RNA, 2085 nt
Organism: Lasiodiplodia theobromae
Lineage: Eukaryota; Fungi; Ascomycota; Dothideomycetes; Botryosphaeriales; Botryosphaeriaceae
Exons: 3
Coding region: 1-2085 (694 amino acids)
Source: RefSeq, a predicted model, not a curated record